AUGUCGCGCACAAACGCUCUAAGCCCAGACCACGUCCUGGAGCUUGCAACUGAUGCUUUACGUGACGAAGAACCGAGUCUCAAAACAUCCUUCGAAGCUGUUGCGCUGAUUGGCCAUGCCUGCAUGACAGCGGUAGAUUUCAGGUUGCUAGGGCUCGGCGAAGAUCAUAACUUAGAAUCAUCUACAGAGUCGCCCAUCCUUCCAUCACAAUGGAACACUAACUCAUCCUUUGCUUUUCGAUACGCCCAUGAACAGUCCUCGAUGGAAUAUCUUCUGAAAGUGAGUCGGCUCGGUAACAAAGCCGUUGUAAUGGCCCUCGCGCUGGGCGAUGAUCGUACUAGUUCGUUCGAUAUUCCCGUGAAAGACUACAUCUCCGAGUCCGCGCUCCCACUAUCAUCAACAACCAAUCUUACAGGUGCUCUCCAAGAUGUCUUCAUCUCAUCCGCUCGCCUCAACGACCUGAUCGGACUCUUUAAAAUCAACGUGAUCCAGAAGCUUGCCCCAGGAAUAUACAAGGAAGGUUAUGAAGGUUCAACUCGGGAGUUUCAGGAGGCACUCCGCCAACAGCCAGAAGACAGACCACGCCGGGAUCCUCUGCGAGAUGAUUCUAUGCCCCAGCCUGCUCGUCCUUACCCAUUUGACGAUCCCCUGGCUGCCGCACCCCGUCGGCCUAACCCACCAGGUGACUUUGCGCCUCCAGGAUUCGAGGAUGAGUUUGAAAUCCACCGCCCUCCACGUGGAGGUCUUCCAGGUUUUGGUGGCGGAAGAAGCCCCUACAAUAUUGGUGAUCGAGACCUUUACCCCGCAGGAAUGGGACCCAAUGAUCCCCUCCGAGGACCCAUGGGCCCUGGAUUUGGAUCAGGCGGUGGCGGUAUGCAUCCUUCCCUGGAUGACCCUCUCUUCGGGGGACCUGGCGGCAGUGGUGGGUAUGAUCCUCGUGCACCACCUGGAGCCAGAUACGAUCCUCCUGGACCGGGCGCUCCACCACUCGGUCGUAACCGCGGACCGUUCGGUGGUCCUGGUGGAGGUUUCGGUGGGGGAUUUGGCGGCGGCGGCAUCCUCUAA
Molecule: messenger RNA, 1065 nt
Organism: Penicillium angulare
Lineage: Eukaryota; Fungi; Ascomycota; Eurotiomycetes; Eurotiales; Aspergillaceae
Product: proteasome inhibitor PI31 family protein
Exons: 2
Coding region: 1-1065 (354 amino acids)
Biological process (GO): proteasome-mediated ubiquitin-dependent protein catabolic process
Molecular function (GO): proteasome binding; endopeptidase inhibitor activity
Source: RefSeq, a predicted model, not a curated record